AUGUCCGUCCUUCUCGAGACCAGUGCGGGCGACAUCGUGAUCGACCUACUGGUCGAUUACGUGCCCAAGAUGUGCGAAAACUUCCUAAAGCUUUGCAAGGCCAAAUACUACAACUUCUCGCCAAUUCAUUCCGUCCAGAAGUCAUUUUCCUUUCAGACCGGCGAUCCUCUAGGGCCCAUGUCCCCCGAGUCCGAUGGCGGCACCUCCAUCUGGGGCCUUCUCUCGAGCAACCCAGCCGACAAGACAUUUACAGCACUCUUCCACCCAAAGCUAAAACAUCUCGAGCGUGGCACCGUCAGCAUGGCGACAGCUUCGCACCCAUCCGACCCAGACCAGCGCGUGGCGGGUUCGCAGUUCAUUGUGACACUGGGAGAUAACCUAGACUACCUGGACGGCAAGGCGGCCAUAUUUGGAAAGGUAGUGGAGGGCUUUGACGUGCUUGAAAAGAUAAAUGAUGCCAUCGUCGACGACCGCGGGCAUCCCCUUGUCGACAUACGCAUCAAACACACCAUCGUACUCGACGAUCCGUACCCCGACCCCGCCGGCCUGCACGAACCCAGCAGCUCCCCGCCUCCGACCAAAGCGCAGCUCGCUACGGUGCGCAUUGCCGAGGAUGAGGAGCUGUUAGACGAGGAAGCCAAUGAAGAGGCGGCCGCCGAAGCGGAGCGGAGGAGGCAGGAGCGGGAAGCCGCAGCCCGGGCUCUGACGCUCGAGAUGAUGGGCGACCUGCCCUUCGCCGAGGUCAAACCGCCGGAGAAUGUGCUCUUCGUCUGCAAGCUAAACCCGGUCACGACGGACGAGGAUUUAGAGCUCAUCUUCAGCCGCUUUGGCAAGAUACUGAGCUGCGAGGUGAUACGGGAUCGCAAGACGGGAGACAGCCUGCAGUACGCGUUCAUCGAGUUUGAAGACCAGAAGAGCUGCGAGGAGGCCUACCAGAAGAUGGACGGGGUCCUGAUCGAUGACCGCCGAAUCCACGUCGACUUCAGCCAGAGCGUGAGCAAGCUGAGCGAAGUCUGGCGCAGCGAAACCAACACGAAACGGAAGAAGGCUGCCGCCCGGAGAGGCGGCGGCGGCUGGGGUGGCGUCAAGGAGCUCGAAAAGCGACGGCAAUACCGCAACGAGGAUGUCGAGUCUUCUGACGAGGAGAGGGGUUACAAGAUGGUCCACGGGAUGGAGGACCUACGUGGCCGUCAUGGCGACGACCGUGACAGAGGUGCCGGACGAGGCGGGCCGAGCAACCGGGCGUCCGGUACAUAUGACGGGGGCCGUCGGCGCGAAGACCGCUCCCCAGAGCGACACGGGGUCAGGUACAGGUCGGGACACGAUGACACGAAGCGUGGCACGGAACGGCGCAGCCGAAGCCCAAGGCGGGAACGCCAUGGAGGGCAUCGCUACGGAAGGCCGGACGACGAUAGGGAAUGGUCUCGCAGAGAUCGACGAGAUGACGACCGUGAUCGAAGACGAGGGGAGAAGGAUAGGGACAGAUACCGUGGACGUGACGAGUACAGGAGCAGGUGA
Messenger RNA from Chaetomium strumarium, 1518 nucleotides. Its product is annotated as cyclophilin-like domain-containing protein. Lineage: Eukaryota; Fungi; Ascomycota; Sordariomycetes; Sordariales; Chaetomiaceae. The record is from RefSeq and is a predicted model, not a curated record. The transcript has 2 exons. Gene Ontology annotation, biological process: protein peptidyl-prolyl isomerization. Bases 1 to 1518 code for a protein of 505 amino acids. Gene Ontology annotation, molecular function: RNA binding; peptidyl-prolyl cis-trans isomerase activity. Gene Ontology annotation, cellular component: nucleus.